UUCACUUAUAUUUGGCAAUAUUUCAAUAUAUUACUUAACAGCUCGCUCUUCUGUUCCUCAGCAUUUUACAAACGAAAGUAAAACUUAUGGAAAAGCGGAAUACCGAGUGACGCGAACAGGUUAUGUUUCUCUGUAAAAUAAACCGCUAUUUCAUUAAUUACAUUAAUACAUAAAAUUUAUAUUCCCUUAAUAUUGCCAUUAAUAACUGUAGACAAAUUUUAACAAAUCUUAGAUUUUAUACUUCGAAUCAAUUUUUUUCUACUGCGAAGUCGAAUGUACCACAGUACAGAGGUGGAGUAAAACACGUGAGUUCAUGAUCUCCAGUGAAUGAUCAUUGCCUGGUAUUUCACUGUCACUCUGAGACACAUCCAGUUCUGCAGGUGACCUGGAAUGACAGGAUCAGUGAUGAAGAUCAGUUGGUCUGAGUGUCUCUGUUUGAUCCUCCUGCUUCUCCAACAGACCACUGUCUCCACGUUGGAGAGCUUUGAGGUUCUUGGUCCAGCUGAUCCUGUAGUUGCUGUAGCUGGUGAAGAUGUUGUUCUGCCCUGUUACCUCAAACCCAACAUCAGUGCUGUGGACCUGAGUGUCGAGUGGUUCAGGGUUCAGACCAAAGACCCACUUGUACAUCUUUACCGGGAUCAUGAGGACAGAAAUGAGAAGCAGAUCCCAUCUUACAGGAGAAGGACAUCACUGUUCCCUGAGGAACUGAGGAACGGAAACACUUCAUUAAAAGUUAAAAAUUUGCGAGGAUCUGACAAUGGAGAGUAUAAAUGUCUUGUCCAGUCGGGGAAAUUUUAUGACGAUUCUUCCAUUGAAGUUCUUAUUAAAGCUGUAGGAACCCAACCAGUGAUCUCCAUCGAGGGAUAUAAAGAAGGAGGGAUCAGUCUGGUGUGUGAAUCUAAAGGCUGGUACCCUCAGCCUCAAGUGCUCUGGAUGGACAGUGAAGGACACAGUCUCCCUGCUGGACACACAGAGACACACACAGACAGUAUGGACCUCUUCAUCUUGAGACGACGUGUUAUUGUACAGGAGACAGAGAUCAACAGGUUCACCUGUCGAGUUCUACAAGAGGACUUAAAUGAAAUAAAAGAAACAAUGACUGAAAUCCCUGGUGAGAUGUUUCAUCGUGCCCAUCCCUGGAAGGUGACCUUUGCUGUGAUCUUCAGUCUGGCUGCUAUCAGCUUGAAACUCUGUCCUGUAAGAAUUGACACGAAAGACACAGAUAAGUCCAGACUGACUGCAGUAUCUGAUUCCAUGUGUCUCAUUUUUAUUUCUCUCUCUACAGAACUUCUGAAGGCACAAAGAUACGCAGUUGAUGUGACUCUGGACCCUGAUACAGCACAUCCUAAACUUGUCCUGUCUGAGGACAGGAAACAAGUGAGAUAUGGAGACACAUGGCAGGAUCUUCCUGACAACCCAGAGAGGUUUAAACGCCGGAUAGGUGUCCUGGGAAAAGAGGGUUUUUCUUCAGGGAAACAUUACUGGGAGGUGCAGGUUGGGGACAAGACUGACUGGACUUUAGGAGUGGUCAGGGAGUCCAUCAACAGGAAAGGAGAUUUUGAACUAAAUCCUAGUGGUGGUCUCUGGGCUCUCAGACUGGGGAGUGGGAAGUACAGGGCUCUCACUGACCCUCGUGUGUCCCUCCACCUGAGUGUGAAGCCCCAGAAGGUGGGGAUGUAUGUGGACUAUGAGGAGGGUCAGGUCUCCUUUUACAGUGUGCAGACCAGAUCUCAUAUCUACACUUUCACUGGAUAUAAAUUCACAGAGAAACUCUAUCCCUACUUCAGCCCAGGAUUCUGGUAUCGCAGUGAGAAUUUAGCCCCACUGAUAAUAUCUCCUGUGAGUCACACAGACUAAAGAAACUGAUUUUAGCUUUAAUGUUCAGGUCAUGGUGUUAUAUUCUGAUUUAAUUCCCAUUCGGGGUUUGUAAUAUCUCCAUCGAAACAUGCCUUUUGUUUUGUACACAUUGCGUUGCUUUUAAAUAAAUAUUGUUUAACAGCAGCUAUGUUUUAAAGUUCCAACAUGUGGAAAUAAAGAGAAUCACGUCAUGCAAAAUUCAGUAAUUUCCAAAUAUGAACAUUAACAAGCCUGUUCAAUAUAUUUGCAUGUUCACGUUGUAUCCGAAUCGACGAUUCCUGAUCACUUUACUAUUGUCUUCCUUGAUCCUUCUCAUGAAAGUAGUCUUUUUUUGUAAAACUAAAACAAUAAGCAACACUAAUUACUAAACGUUAAUUACAUAUCUUUAAAUACAAAUAUCCAUAAAUACACCUAAAUAAUGUCUACACUAUUAACAUAACGUAAACAUUACAUUCACGCUGCUAUAAUUUACUAAAAACUUAACGCAACUUACAAGCGAUACUUUCCGAGGCACAAACAAGGAGGAAACAGACUGCAGCCUCCAGCCGACCGCAUGACACACAUCGACUGAGGACACUUCCUGAUUCUUAAACAAUAGCUAUACUUGUGUCACGUGGC
Messenger RNA from Scleropages formosus (Asian bonytongue), 2475 nucleotides. RefSeq names its product butyrophilin subfamily 1 member A1-like. Gene Ontology annotation, biological process: regulation of cytokine production; T cell receptor signaling pathway. Gene Ontology annotation, cellular component: external side of plasma membrane. Lineage: Eukaryota; Metazoa; Chordata; Actinopteri; Osteoglossiformes; Osteoglossidae. Gene Ontology annotation, molecular function: signaling receptor binding. The record is from RefSeq and is a predicted model, not a curated record. The transcript is spliced from 9 exons. Bases 391 to 1857 code for a protein of 488 amino acids.